AUGGAACAUGUUGAUCCGUUCCAUCCAUACAAUCAUAAUAUCGAUGAGGAUGAUAUGCUCGUGGAUAUGAUGUAUCGAUAUGUUACCGACAUAAUACCGCUAGCGCCAACUCCAAUACUGAUCAGACGUGCAGCGUUGAACAGAGAUCGUGAAGAUGAGCAUAGACGUCUAGUACACAAAUAUUUUGCGGAUAAUUGUGUCUACCAACCUAACGAUUUUAAAAGAAGGUUUCAUUUGCAGAUAAAUGUGUUUCAACGGAUAGCCAAUGUAAUGGAAAACAGGUAUGAAUAUUUCCACAUGAGGUAUGAUGCGAGAGGUAAACGAGGUUUUACAGGGUUGCAAAAAUGUGUUGCUGUAGUCACGCUUAUGGCUGUGGGGGAAUCGUCCGAUUCUGUUGAUGACUAUAUGAGAAUGUCAGAACGAACUGCACGAGAAAGUUUAUAUAGAUCGGUGAGAGGUGUUAUCAAAACAUUCGGUGACAUAUACUUGCGCAAACCUUCAUGGAAUGACAUGCAACAACUAUAUACGGCGUAUGAAGAACGACACGGUUUUCCAGGAAUGCUUGGAAGCAUUGAUUGCACAAAGUGGAUAUGGAGAAAUUGUCUUGUGGCGUGGAAAGGUCAAUACACAAGUGAUCAUCUUGGAUUGCCUUCAUUAGUAAUAGAGGCUAUUGCGUCACAAGACUUAUAG
Lactuca sativa (garden lettuce) is the source of this 690-nucleotide messenger RNA. RefSeq lists its product as uncharacterized. Lineage: Eukaryota; Viridiplantae; Streptophyta; Magnoliopsida; Asterales; Asteraceae. The record is from RefSeq and is a predicted model, not a curated record.